Messenger RNA from Sinocyclocheilus rhinocerous, 807 nucleotides. RefSeq names its product ER membrane protein complex subunit 4 (gene emc4). NCBI's taxonomy places the organism in Eukaryota, Metazoa, Chordata, Actinopteri, Cypriniformes, Cyprinidae. The transcript is spliced from 6 exons. The record is from RefSeq and is a predicted model, not a curated record.
GAAAAAUUAUUCGUCCUUCUCGUGUGAUUAACGGCUGAUCGAAGCGCGUCGAACGCUGCACUGAGGCGCGAUGACGUCACCGGGGGGCGGGGCUCUGGCCGCGAGGGGCGGAGCCACGGUCAAGAGGAUGAAGUGGUCUCUGGAGCUGAGCCUGGGCAACAGCAGGAACCGCGGCGACAGGCAGAGCAAGGACGGAGACGUCAUGUAUCCGGUGGGAUACUCGGAUAAACCGGUCCCGGACACCAGCGUGCAGGAGGCCGACCGCAACCUGGUGGAGAAGAGGCGCUGGGACGUGGCGCUGGGUGCGCUGAAGCAGAUUCCCAUGAACCUCUUCAUCAUGUACAUGUCUGGAACCACCAUCUCCAUACACACUCUCACACACUCAUCAUAAACGACAGGCUCUCAUGUGUGUGCUCUCGUGUGUGUGUGCGUGUGUGAAGCGUUUAAGCUGUUGGAGAGCUCCAGUCAGCAGUGGCUGCAGGGUCUGGUGUAUCUAAUCGGGAAUCUGCUGGGAUCCGCACUGGCCAUCUACAAGUGUCAAUCAAUGGGGCUCCUCCCGACGCACUCGUCUGAUUGGCUGGCGUUCAUAGAGCCGCCUCAGAGACUGGAGAUCAUGGGCGGAGGGAUGGUCAUGUGACGUGCUCACACACACACACACACACGCGCACACACACACACAGUGUGUUUAACAAGAACAGUUUAACCCCACCUAUGCUUAUAAUUAGGUUAUACUGAUGAUUUGUAGUGAUGCUGAUGUGUGUUGUUUUGUUUUGUAGUUUGCUUCAAAUUAAUAAAGUUUGUUUAAAG